CACGGAAACUUACGGACAUAAACGAAGAUUGAGCAGCUCAUAAAUAUUCAUGUUAAUAAACAUAGCGUAAACAGUGUGUGGAUAUUUUUGCAGAAAACGCUGUGUUUCAUACAUUAUACAAGAAUGUCAGCUACAGAGCAACCUAGGGAGACCCGUGAAAUUUCUGCUCCAAGAGUCGGAAAAUUUAAUGUGCACGUUCAGGGAGAUUUAAAACACAGACAGUUUGUAAUAUUAACAGUUCAUGAUCUAGGAUGCAAUCACAAUCAAUGGAACAAUUUUCUGAACCAUUGGUCGAUGCAGGAGAUUACAAAGAGGGCAGCGUUCAUUCACAUUGAUAUCCCAGGACAGGAAGAUGAUGCCCCAGAUCUUCAAGCUGAGUAUCCACCAAAGAAAGGUUCAGGAAUAUCUAUAUGUUAUACUUUCCCCACCAUGCAGAGUCUAGGAGAGGAUAUCGUCUGUGUACUUGAUCAGUUAGAUGUCAAGCAAGUUGUAUGUAUUGGAGAAGGGGCUGGGGCUAACAUUGUAGCCAGAUUUGCUAUUGCUCAACCGUCCAGAGUAUUUGGUGUAUGUCUUAUCCACUGUACUGGGACUACAGCUGGCUUUAUGGAAUCGCUCAAAGACAAGGUGAUAGGAUGGAAACUAGAACAGAUUGGUAUGAACCCAACAGCUGAGACUUAUCUGGUACUACAUAGAUUUGGAUCGUUUGAGAAAGCAAAGAAUAAAGAAGACUUAAAUAAAGUGAUUGCAACAUUCCAGAAUUCUCUUAGACACCACAUAAACCCUCAUAACUUGCACAGAUUUGUACAGUCUUUCAUGAAGAGAACUAAUAUUCUAGAUAGUAUUGGAAAGUUAAAAUGUCAGGUGUUGAUGAUCACUGGAACUAAGGCCUCUUUCAACCACACUGUACAUAACUUAUAUGGUCACAUGUUACAAAAAGUGGACAAGAAACAGUUGGAGUUACUAGAGGUAGAGGGUGUGGCUAAUGUAAUAGAGGAAAAGACUGAGAAGUUAGGAGAAGCCUUUUUGUAUUUCUGUCAAGGAUUAGGACUAAUUGGAGGUGUACCUAUGACCAGAGUUUCCAGAUCUUCCUCCAUGGAUGGAGCAGAUAUUCCUCUCAGAAAGAGAAGUAUGUCGAUGGAAGAAGCUGACAAACCCCUGGGUAUCUACUCCUCUAGUCCUGCUAGAACUGCACCAUUAUCUACUAGUCCUAAAAGUGGUAUUCAGAUGUCAACAAGUCCUCCUAGGAUUCCUGAAUAAAUUAUUUUGUCUGGUUGUUACAGUAUAGAUGGUUUAGUUCGUAGAACGAUAACAAGUUUAACUCAGUUGAAAUGACCUCAAGUUUAUUACUAUGCAAAAACCAUAUUUUCUAUGGAGAAUUUUGUAUAAAUUCAUGAAGGAUUGGUUUUAUAUUGUUAUAGGAAGACAGCAAGAAGAGUGAUCUAUGAUUGUAAUUAGCACUUCAGAUAGAUGAAUGUUUAUAACAGAGGUGAUUUUUUUCAGAUUUUUUUUUAAGUUCGUUUUUAAUAAUCAGUUAAAUACAGCAAAUUGAUGAGAAAUAAAAAAAAAAGGUAAUUUUUAGUGAGAUUUUUUCCCCCUGUAAAUCUUAAUAAUAGAGGUGCAAUCCUGGAAUAAAAAAUUAGUUCCACGGAAGUUCUGUUAAGAGUCUACUUAAUGAUUUACAUUCUAUCAAAUAUUUAAAGCUGAAAGAAAAAGUUAAAAAAAAAUGUUAAAAAAAAUAUAUAUUGAAAAGAAAAAAAAAGUUAUAUAAAAAAAGAGAACUGAUGUAGUAUAUGUAGUAAGCAUAUUUGAGAACUCUAUCAUUGUAAUACAAUUAUUUAAAAGUAUUCAAAAAGACAUCUCAUAUCAUACUAUCACAUCAAUAUUAAAACCAUACAUUGUGUUAUGCAAAAUGGAGAUCUUUAUGUUUAAUUGUUAAUAUGAUAUCAGUUCCUAGUGCCAUCAAGAAAACAUAUAAGUUACUUUUAUGUUAGUAAGAUAUAUGAAUUUUUAGUAAAAACUUGCAUUAAACACUGGUUAAAUUAAUAAUUUGGGUUUAAAAAAUGUAUUGAAUUAUCUAACUGGCCCAAAAUUUGUGUUAUGUCACAAGUAGAAGUUAUCAACUUUUCUGUUGUUGCCAUAUAUAUGUUUUCUUGAUUUAUAUGUUUUGUUAGACUAUGUUUUGUUUUGUUUUUUAAGUUUUUAAAGACUAUUUGCUACAGGGCUUGUAUAGAAUUCUUUGAAAAAACAUUAUCAAUCAAAGAGAAGAAAUAUAUACUAUGUAAAAUAUCAAAUGAAAUAUGUAUUUAGUCAUACAGAGAUGUUUUUCAUUAAGGUUAUAGGGUAGAUCUAUUUUUGUCUUUAUAAUGAAAUGUUUCACUUUCCUUGCCCAGUUUCACAUUAGUGUUGAUGGAGCCUCUUAUAAUGUACUAACAAUUCUUUACAAAAUGUGCCAUACAAAUUUUUAUUUAUUUUAAUUAAAGUUUAUAUAGGAAGAAAAAAUGUUUAUAUUUUUAUAUUAAUGAAAUAAGUCAUUGGUUUGUUUUUUCUAUUUUUAUCAUAAUUUUUGUUUUGUUUCAAAUUGAAUGGUCAUAUUUGCAGAUAGAAAUAAAAAAUGUUUAAAAAAAGCUGUUUAUAGGUUGUUAUUUUAAUAAAGAUACAAUGGUAUUAAUUUGUGUAGUGUUUAUCACAAGUGCUAAGUUACCCUAAUUAUAGUUAUUUUCAUUGUACACAUUCCAUUUUGUAGUAAAACAUUGUUUUAAAGAGAGCUUUUAUUUAAACAGAAAUAUUUUUCAUGAAAUUUACUUUUUUUUGGUUCAUGUUUUGAAGAAAUAGGUGGCAUUUUGAGUAUGUAUUGUUCAGAAUAAUAAAUAUUUUAAUAUAUCUGAUAAAAUCUGAAAUAAGUUACUUUAGAUUUUAUGAUGCUUUUACUAAUUAAAAUUAAUUUUUCUGACAUGUUCAAGAAAUUGUUUUUGGUGAACAAUUUGGAUGGCCACAACCACAUAUCUACAGCAUUUAACUUUUAUAUUCAAUUAUUUUAUUUUUAAAAUGUAUGUUUUUUUUCUGCAAUAGUAUAGUUUUGCAAUCGGCAUUUAUGCAAUACCCAUAGUGUUUUGAUUUUACACAAUUUUUUGGUUUUAUUCUUUAUUAUAUAUGCAAACCAAUAUUUUAAUAAUACAGAAAAGGUGCUUUUUGUCAUAAAUUUUCAUGUUUUGAUAACAGAAGGAUUAUUAAUGUAGUUACAGCUCUUAUGACCAGCAUUUUACAAUAAAUAUUUAUCUGCAAAGUUUAUUAAACACUUGAUUGCUACAAGCAAGGGUAAAAUAAUGAUGAAAAAUUCUUCUAUUAUUAAAUGUAUUAUUAAUAAGGUUUUGAACAACAUAAUUACUUAUUGCUUAGUAAUGGAUUUUCAUGUAGUAUUAAAUCAACUCUUAAAUACUUAAAAUUCAUUUUUUUUUAGAUUAUUUUCUCAGUUUUAUUUUUUGCUUUUGAUACAUGUGUGAGAAUAGAAAAAUGUAAAUGAAUGAAGUAUUUACUAUAUUUUUAAAUUGUUUCAAUAUUUGCUUGGUUUAUGUGGCUUUGUAGGUUAGAAUACAUUUACGUCCAUUAUAUAUUUUUAUCUAUAUGUGUGAUUAGGUACAGAAACAUUGAAAGUAAAAAAUGCUGCUCUGACUUAGGUGUUUUGACAAAUUUAAAAAGUAAUUAACAGUUUUGUCAUAUUAUCUUCUUGAAAAUUUACAUUUUAUUUGCUGAACUGAUUCUACCAAAAUAGCACUUAAUAUGUGCAGUGAAAAACAUGAUAUCUGCAGUUUCACAUUGAUCUUGAUACUUAUUGUUGAUAAUUGUUAGCUUUUCAGGGAGCUUUUGUUAUGCUUGGAUCAAUCCUGUUAUAUUGAGAUUGUUUCAGUAACACCAUGUAAGCUCUGCUUUAUGACAUGGAAAAAGGUUUUUAUCUUAUAAAUGAAAACAGUCUGUUUCUUGAAAUUCAUUUAUGUAAUUUUACAGAUCAUUUGAAAUAUUAAAAAUACAAUAUAAUGAAAGACAAAACUACUAAUUGAUAUUAAAAAAUAUUUACACCGAACUGUAAGCUGGUGUGUUGCUUGUCUACAUCUGAAAAUCAAUAUAUGAUAGAAACAAAAUACUUUUUAUUAUAUUAGCAAAGCUUUUAUGCUGGACUCAUGACUUCAUGUUUACCAGUUGAUCUAUUUAUAGUGGAGGGGGACAUUAAACGGAGUGGUGAUGGGAUUAUAUGCCAUGUUGUAAUGAAAACCUUAUCUGUUCCAUGUUUAUUAUGUUUAUAUCAGUUUGUUUCAAACAUUUUCCAAAUAAAGUUUGUACAAAUUAGA
Molecule: messenger RNA, 4343 nt
Organism: Mytilus trossulus (common blue mussel)
Lineage: Eukaryota; Metazoa; Mollusca; Bivalvia; Mytilida; Mytilidae
Exons: 14
Coding region: 124-1257 (377 amino acids)
Biological process (GO): signal transduction
Cellular component (GO): cytoplasm
Source: RefSeq, a predicted model, not a curated record